UGAUCUGUGUCAUGUCAUCGUAUAGUAUUCUUGUAAUUCUUGUAUGGUUAGAUUAGUUUCACAGGAAUUUAUUUAUGCUCUUGUUAUUUAUCUAUAUUUCAACUAACUUAACUAAAAUUGAGUGAACCUAAAAGUCGGUGUUUCAAGUGUUUUGCUACUUAUUUCACCGUCUUCUCAGUCUAGCAAUAUCAAUCAAGAAAGUAGCCAGCGGCGUCUUUAAUUUUGUCAUUUGUGAACAAUAAGUGGUUUAAAAUGCCAGGAAUUGCAACAAUGUCACUGGAAAAUAUGUACUGCACUCGCUGCGGGGAUGGGUUUGAGCCCAAUGAGAAGAUUGUUAACUCCAAUGGAGAACUGUGGCACACUAAUUGUUUUGUAUGUGCCCAAUGCUUCCGGAUGUUCCCUGAUGGGGUGUUUUACGAGUUCGAGGGCCGUAAAUACUGCGAACAAGAUUUUCAGGUGCUUUUCGCCCCGUGCUGCGGCAAAUGCGGCGAGUUCGUGAUCGGACGCGUGAUCAAGGCGAUGAACGCGAACUGGCACCCGGCGUGCUUCCGCUGCGCGGAGUGCAGCACGGAGUUGGCGGACGCCGGCUUCAUCAAGCACGCGGGCCGCGCGCUCUGCCACGCCUGCAACGCGCGCAUCAAGGCCGACGGUCUGCAGAACUACAUGUGCCACAAGUGCCAUGGUGUGAUCGACGGCGAGCCGCUGCGUUACCGCGGCGAGGUGUGGCACGGGUACCACUUCACGUGCGCCACGUGCGGGGUCGAGCUCGACCACACUGCGCGCGAGGUCAAGAACCGCCCGGGCUAUGCUGCCAACGAUGUGAACAACCUGUUCUGCCUGCGUUGCCACGACAAGAUGGGUAUCCCGAUCUGCGGCGCCUGCCGCCGCCCCAUCGAGGAGAGGAUCGUCACCGCUCUCGGGAAGCAUUGGCACGUUGAGCAUUUCGUGUGCGCCAAAUGCGAGAAGCCGUUCCACGGGCACCGGCACUACGAGAAGAAGGGGCUCGCGUACUGCGAGCAGCACUACCACCAGCUGUUUGGCAACCUGUGCUACGUCUGCAACCAGGUCAUCGCCGGAGACGUGUUCACGGCGCUGAACAAGGCGUGGUGCGUGCACCACUUCGCGUGCGCCGUGUGCGACGCGGCGCUGAGCACGCGCAGCAUUUACGAGUACGACGAGCGGCCCGCGUGCCGUCGCUGCUACGAGAAGCUGCCGCAGGAGCUGCGCCGCCGCCUGCGCCGCGCGCACAACUACACGCCGCGCCGCUAGACACGUGACACACACACACGCAUACACAGCGAGCACGCGGCUAGUUCUACGAGCCUAAUCACACGCCACGCCCGUACCACUACAAUAACAAAUCUCGCGUUUCCUAGGAUAGCGAUGCAGUGCGGAGACGGCCGCUAAAAGACGCCACCGCUUUCCUAGGAAACCAUAUAGCGGUUUCACACGAAACACAUGCAAUACCACCGAACAUAAACACGGCAUCCCCACGCUUGACUGAUGUGCCGGUUUGUCAAACAAGAUGUGUGUGAAAAAUAUCGACACUGAUACAGAUCACUGGCAAGCGCUUAGCUCUUACCGCAAAACUUUUCGUUUGAAACGUUCACUGUUCACGUUAUCGGUUGUGUUAAAUCGUAUAAAUGUUUUACGUCUUGUCUAUGUUGGUUAACACCGACUGCAGCAUAAAAUUGACGCCACUCGAAAACA
This is a messenger RNA of Leguminivora glycinivorella, 1710 nucleotides long. It is a transcript of the gene stck, whose product is annotated as LIM and senescent cell antigen-like-containing domain protein 1. Gene Ontology annotation, cellular component: focal adhesion; cell-cell junction; cytoplasm. Gene Ontology annotation, biological process: cell-cell adhesion; cell-cell junction organization; positive regulation of integrin-mediated signaling pathway. Lineage: Eukaryota; Metazoa; Arthropoda; Insecta; Lepidoptera; Tortricidae. The record is from RefSeq and is a predicted model, not a curated record.